Acomys russatus (golden spiny mouse) is the source of this 1520-nucleotide messenger RNA. RefSeq names its product methylthioribose-1-phosphate isomerase 1 (gene Mri1). The record is from RefSeq and is a predicted model, not a curated record. Gene Ontology annotation, molecular function: S-methyl-5-thioribose-1-phosphate isomerase activity. The transcript has 5 exons. Lineage: Eukaryota; Metazoa; Chordata; Mammalia; Rodentia; Muridae. The coding region runs from base 52 to 1161 and encodes 369 amino acids.
CCGCCCCCGCAACCUGUGCUGGAUUCGGUUUGACCCUGCACGCCUGGCACCAUGCGACUGGAAGCGAUCCGCUACUCUCCGGGCUCGCUGCAGAUCCUCGACCAGCUGCAGCUGCCCGAGCACUGCCGCUACGAGACGCUGAGCUCCGUGCAGCAGGCCAGGGAGGCCAUCCGCACCAUGAAGGUGCGCGGCGCCCCCGCCAUCGCGCUGGUGGGCUGCCUCAGCCUGGCCGUGGAGCUGCGGGCGGGCGCCGGCGGGCCGGGGCUCGCUGCUCUGGUGGCCUUCGUGCGAGACCAGCUGCUCCUCCUCGUCGCCGCCCGGCCCACCGCUGUCAACAUAGCCCGCGCCGCCCGCGAUCUGACUCGCGAGGCGGCCCUGGAGGCAGAACGAGAGGGUGCCACUGAGGAGACAGUGCGGGAAAGAGUGAUCCGCCGCGCCGAGGACAUGUUGGAGAAGGACCUCAGAGAUAACCGGAGCAUCGGCGACUUGGGAGCCCGCCAUCUCCUAGAGCACGCCAAUCCCGGAGGCGGCAAGGUGACUGUGCUGACCCACUGUAACACUGGCGCUCUGGCCACUGCUGGCUAUGGUACAGCCCUAGGUGUGAUCCGUUCCCUGCAUGAGAUGGGCCGGCUGGAGCACACCUUCUGCACGGAGACCCGGCCCUACAACCAGGGAGCCCGGCUGACGGCCUUUGAGCUGGUGUAUGAGCAGAUCCCUGCUACUCUCAUCACGGAUAGCAUGGCAGCUGCUGCCAUGGCACACCAGGGUGUAUCAGCGGUGGUGGUAGGAGCUGACCGUGUCGUUGCCAACGGAGACACAGCCAACAAAAUAGGCACCUACCAGCUGGCCAUCGUCGCCAAGCACCACGGUGUCCCCUUCUACGUGGCUGCCCCCAGCUCAUCCUGUGACCUCCAUCUGGAGACUGGAAAGGAGAUUGUCAUAGAGGAACGCCCCAGCCAGGAGCUGACUGACUUGAAUGGAGUCAGGAUUGCAGCACAGGGAAUACGGGUUUGGAAUCCUGCCUUUGACGUCACCCCCCACGAGCUCAUCACCGGUGGCAUCAUCACUGAGCUGGGCGUCUUUGCCCCUGAGGAGCUCCGGACAGCUCUAAGUGCCUCCAUCUUUUCAGAAGGACAGACCCUAGACAGUCCCCAGAUGUGACUAGCUGGCUGUCCCUGCCCUGCCCUGCCCUGCCCUGCUUUCCUGUGGUUUUAUAAUAAAGUUCUCAACCGGCUACCCAGAAGUUCAUCCUCACCCACAGCCCCUCUUCCGGCUACAGGACCAGGCAGGAUUCUCCAGGCUCUGCAGAGUCCCAGCAUCCACAACAGAGCUGCCCAAGUUCAUGUCCCAGGUCCGUCCUUUGAAUGAUCUAUGCAUGGGGUGAAAAGCCAGCUGUGGGGGUACACACCUGUAGUCCUAGCUCCUGGAAGGCUGAGGCAGCAGGAUUUCUUUGGAUUUUAGGCUACACUGGCCUACAGAUUGAAAACCCAAAGAAUCCAAAGCAGGCAUAGGAUAAUCAA